Molecule: messenger RNA, 1363 nt
Organism: Bombus pyrosoma
Lineage: Eukaryota; Metazoa; Arthropoda; Insecta; Hymenoptera; Apidae
Product: L-lactate dehydrogenase-like
Exons: 8
Coding region: 137-1363 (408 amino acids)
Biological process (GO): carboxylic acid metabolic process
Cellular component (GO): cytoplasm
Molecular function (GO): L-lactate dehydrogenase (NAD+) activity
Source: RefSeq, a predicted model, not a curated record
UGACGAUUCACUAGGCGCGUUAUGAUCGGCAGCGCCUUCUUUUUUAUGAAACGUCAAUUAACCUUGUGCGAUGUGACAUUUUUCGCGAUAGAGGGGACACGGGAAUUAAAAACAAAAUCAUCAGGUGUUAGAAGCAAUGGUUUUGUCGCGCAUGCUGUCGAUUUCGUCGCUGCCGGCAUGUGUGAAAUGUACGAUAUGUACGAUAUCGAGGAGAAGCUUUGCCAGCAAACACUUUCGUCGUAGUUUACCGCCAACGAUACUAAAGGAGAUCUUCGUCGGUGGCAAGACGAAAAAAAUCGCGUCCGCUGAUUUUGGCAAAGACGCCACCGCUGGAAACGAUUUACAGAGAGCGGUCAGUUUCGUACCACCAUGUCUGAAGGAAGAGCUGCUUUGCAAGUUUGCGGAACCGGUACGAGAUUGCUGUCACAAGGUGACGAUCGUAGGGUCUGGAAUGGUCGGCGUGGCCUGCGCGAACUCGCUUCUCUUUCAGAACAUAACCCCGCACAUUGCGAUAGUCGAUGCAUUCCCGAAGAAGCUGGAGGGGGAAGGAAUGGAUUAUAAUCACGGCUCGGUAUUUUUAGGAGAUCCACGCGUAGAUUUCGACACAGACUUUUGUAUUACAAGCAACUCGAAGGUGAUUGUUAUAACUGCGGGCGCGAGACAAAAAAAAGGUGAAUCGCGGUUAGAUUUGGUACAACGCAAUUCGGAGAUUAUGAAGAACAUUAUACCUACUUUGGUUAGUUAUAGUCCAAAUGCUGUGUUCGUGAUCGUCAGUAACCCAGUUGACAUUUUGUCGUGGAUAACGUGGAAAGUGAGCGGACUACCGGCCGGCCGAAUAAUCGGAAGUGGGACUAAUCUCGAUUCAGCAAGGUUUCGUUACUUAAUCGCCGAUCGUAUAGGGAUAGCGCCGAGCUCGGUUCACGCGUACAUCAUCGGCGAGCACGGGGACAGUCAGGUUCCACUCUGGUCUGGAAUAAAUGUCGCUGGUGUACAAUUUCGCGACAUUCUGCCGAAUAUCGGCCUCGAAACCGACGAAGAAAGAUGGUUCGAAAUUUCCAAGGAAGUCGUCAGACUUGGCGCCACGGUUAGGUGUUUGAAGGGAUAUUCCAACACAGCAAUUGGCCUUUCGGUUGCUCACAUCGUAACAGCUAUUCUGUCUAACUCGCAGACGGUUAUACCGGUUUCAACUCUAGUUCAAGGUCAUCACGAAGUUUGUCAAGAGAUUUUCUUGUCGCUGCCCUGUUCCAUAGGUGAGAAUGGCGUCACGAAUAUCGUGCGAAUGCGAAUUACAGAAUUCGAGAAGAAAUUGUUUCAAACAUCAGCGAACUUUGUAUACAACGUGCAAAAGGAUAUCAAAACGUGA